Gopherus flavomarginatus (Mexican gopher tortoise) is the source of this 1540-nucleotide messenger RNA. RefSeq names its product transcription factor JunD-like. Gene Ontology annotation, biological process: regulation of transcription by RNA polymerase II; regulation of cell population proliferation; regulation of cell cycle. Bases 1 to 1200 code for a protein of 399 amino acids. Lineage: Eukaryota; Metazoa; Chordata; Testudines; Testudinidae. Gene Ontology annotation, molecular function: RNA polymerase II cis-regulatory region sequence-specific DNA binding; DNA-binding transcription factor activity, RNA polymerase II-specific; transcription factor binding. The transcript has a single exon. Gene Ontology annotation, cellular component: transcription regulator complex. The record is from RefSeq and is a predicted model, not a curated record.
AUGAGCGGCGGCCGCAGCGGCCGGGCGGCGGUGAAGAUGGAGGCCCCGUUCUACCCCGAGGAGGGGCUGGAGCUGCUGCCCGACUUCGUGCCGCUCCCCGGCUUCGGCAGCGGUCCCGGGGCAGGGGUGGAGGCGGCGGGGCACAAACUGCUGCUCGGGGCCGGUAAGAAGCGGGAGAUGGCGGCGGGGGCGGCCGCCUCCCCCUCGGCGCUGCCGGGGUCCUACACACUGCGGCCGCCCGGCGGCACCCGGAGCGGCGCAGCGCUCAGGCUCAUCCCCGCCGCGGCGCCCCCGGGCUCGGCAGCGGGGGGAGGAGCCGGCGGCAGGGGCGGCCCGGAGGCGGCUCUGUUGGCGGCCGGGUCCCCUGCGGAGCUGCCGCUGCUGAAGCUGCCGCCCGCGGCGGACCUGGAGCAGCUGCUGAUCCAAGGCAGCCCCGGCCUGGGCCCCGCCAGCCCCUGCCCCGCCGCCGCCCCGCCCCCCGCGGCCGGGCCCUUCCUCUACCGCCAGCAGGUGACGCAGGAGCAGGAGGGAUUCGCCGACGGCUUCGUCAAGGCCCUGGCCGACCUGCACAAGCAGAACCAGCUGCUGGGGGCGCCGCUGUCCCCGGGGCCCUGCCGGCCCGCCGCCGACCCGCCCGCCGUCUACACCAACCUCGGCAGCUUCAACCCGGCCGGGCCGCUGAGCCCCGCGGGCAGCGCCUACUCCGCCGGCCCGCCGGGCCUGCCCUUCCCCGCUCCCGCCCCCGCCCCGCCGGCGCUGGGCAGCGGCCGCCUCCCCGCUCCCGGCGCCGCCAGGGCCCUGGAGGAGCCGCAGACUGUGCCCGAGGCGCCUCCGCCGGGCGAGGCGGGCAGCAGCGCCCCGACGCCGCCCUCGCUGUCGCCGCUGGACGCGGAGAGCCAGGAGCGGCUAAAGGCCGAGCGGAAGCGGCUGCGGAACCGCAUCGCGGCCUCCAAGUGCCGGCGGCGGAAGCUGGAGCGGAUCGCGCGGCUGGAGGAGAAGGUGAAGGCGCUGAAGGGGCAGAACGCCGAGCUGGCCGCCACCGCCAGCCUCCUGCGGGCCCAGGUCACCCAGCUGCAGGGCCGCGUCCGCAGCCACCUCUCCAGCGGCUGCCACAUCAGCGCCGCGGGCGCGCCCGCCCCGCCGCCGCCGCCGCCAGAGGGCGCCGCCGAGCCCGCCGCGCCAGAGACCGGCGCCUGCUGAAGCCGCCGGCCGGAGUGGGACGGAGACUGCCCGGGAGACGGGGGCUCGGCCCAGCCCCGCGCAAUCGUCGCUGGCCGGAGACUGAAAGCGGAGCCGGGGACUGGAGCGGCCCCGAAAACACGUGCGAGUCUCGCGUGCUCCCCUGCCGGGGAGGAGCCAGCGGCCACCGGCCCCAAGCGCUGCCGCGGCGGGGAAUGAAAGAUCGUCGAGUUUCCAGAGUCGUCUUCAAAUAUUCCGGAGCCGGUUGGGGAUUUGAUUGGGGGGGUAGCACUAGAGCAUUGCAGGGAAAGAUAGGGAUUCAAAGCUUGAGAUUAGUGACCAAUAGAGGAUUUUAAGUACC